AUGACGAAAAUAAACAACGAAGUUGAUGACUCCAGAGAAUCUAGAGGAUUCUCUAAGCUUGACAUGGGUGAGCACGGUGGUGCGACGAGCGACGAUGAUGAACGAGCCGAAAAACCCUGGCAUCGGGUUGCAAAGCAGUUCAGUAAGAAAGGUGAACAUUUUAAUGAACCUGUGGGAUCAGUUCCUAGUGUUGUACUGAUAUUAGUACUCGGAGUAUAUCUGUUGCUUGGGUUCUUGACGCAACUCGUAGAAGAUGAUAUGCCCAGUGUUGUUAAGAUUUCUUCUCUGGACAGAGAUACUUCUGACAGAUUUAGUGAGGAGUCAGCUCUGCGUUAUCUGGGCAAGAUCUUAGGAGAUAAACCGAGGGUAUCAGGCACCAAAUACCACUUUGUGAAGACCCGCGAUAUGAAAAGUUUGGUGGAUGACAUCGCUGCGAGUGCGACCAUAAAAGUCGAAACUGACUGGCAGAUGGUUACCGGUGACUACUUUCUGAAGAGUUCUGCACCGUUUUUUAACUUCUACCACAAUUGCUCGAACAUCAUCGCGUUGUUGGAAGGAGACAGCGGUUACCACAGCGAUGGAUCUUUAGGCAGCUCCAUACUUGUGAACUGCCACUACGAUUCUGUACCCUUUGCUAUGGGAGCAUCAGAUAACGGCAUUUUCUGCGCCGCAAUGGCAGAAACUCUCUCAAGAUUAUCAAAAAGAAGAACCAAACUGAAACACAACGUUAUAUUCUUAUUUAAUGGCGCUGAAGAGAAUCCUUUACAGGCGAGCCACGCCUUCCUCAGUCACCCCUGGUCUCGAGGAGCUGUGGCCCUCAUAAACUUGGAUUCUGCGGGGAUGAAUGGAAAACCUAUGGUAUUUCAGGUGACAGACCCUAGGGUCAUCAGCGCGUACAGUCGUACAGCAAGCAGGCCAGCUGCCCAAGGGCUGGCUGAGUUCCUGUUCACAGCAGGAGUUAUUCGUUCCGACACGGACUUUAGGGUAUUCAGAGAUUUUGGGAAUAUUCACGGUAUCGACAUAGCGUUCACCAAAAUGGGUCACGUGUACCACACCCGGAACGACGCGGUCGAGCUCAUCAGACCAGGGGUGGUUCAGAACGCCGGGGAUAUGCUGCUGGGGCUCGUCACGCGGGUCGCUGAUCUUGAAAAUAUCGGAGAGAAGAUGAGGCCGACUGCUGCGGUGUACUUCGACUACCUCAACGCGUUCAUGGUGACGUACUCGUACACCGCCGCGUACGUAGUCGACGUGCUCGUCGUACUCGCCGGACUUGCUUCUGUUUACUAUUAUCUGUGGCUCGUCGGCGCCAGAGUAUCAUCCCUCAAGGAGUUAUCGUUAGCGGCAGUGAGUCGGCUGCUGUCCAUGGUGGCGGGGGCCGCGGUCGGCGCUUUGUUUGUAGUCAUCAUGGUCGCCACCACUACACAGAUGAGGUACCUGUCUAGAGCGUGGCUGGUGGUGCCGCUGUACUGGAUCCCAUACCUCAUCGCGGCUAUCGUCACAUCUCAUGCUUUCGACAUGUGGAGAUGGAAAAAAUCAGGCCUCUCUCGCUCUCUCCGCAUGCUCCAGGCGAUGGCAUCUACGCGACUCCUUCUCUCCGUGAUCCUGCUAAUAUUAGUGUGUAUACCCAGCCUCACCCCUCUGAGGUACUUGGUGGGAGUGCCACUGCUCAUAAUGACCACCACGUCAAUUAUGUCUAUCACCGUGGUCAGAUAUAUCAGGCUUACAGGCUGGCAACACCUGAUCCUAGAAGUGUUAUUGUCUCUACCAGUAGUGAUGUGGACGUUGUCGCUGGCGCUGCGCCUGGACGCCAUGAUGCUGCCCCUCAUGGGCAGGUCUGACCUCAGUUACCCCGACUACACCGUGGGGCUGCUGAACAUUGGGCUGGUGAUUUUGGUCGCCACUGGUGUGUCGGGCCUCGAACUCCUGUUCUCUCGGAAGCAUAUGUGGCUGGUGAUGACCGCGGUAGGGAUCCCAUGUAUCGUGCUAAUGUUCAUCCCCUUCAGCCCUUAUGAUGAAAAUGGGGUGGCUCUACAAAGGCAUUAUUGGUUUCAUUCACAAAUAACAUCAUACGAUAUAAACGGGACCCAAACAUCUCAGACGUCGGGGAUCUUGGUGAUGAAGAUGGACCCGUACGGUGUGAGGGACGUGAUCUCCGCCCUCUCCUCCUCAGGAAUGGACCUCGAAGUUCGGACGGACUUUGGCGCUGAUUGUGACACCAUGGUGUACUGUGGGAUGCCUACAUAUAGAUCAGCGUUUGGGCGGCAAAACCGUAACGCCAUGUUCAUAUACACGGAUCCGCCCGCCCCUGCCCAGUACGACCCCCCCAUUUCCUUCACAGUGGAGUCCAAGAUCUGUUCAGGGAACACCUGCACUUACUAUUUCCGCAUGACUGGUAGCGCCCACAACAUAGUGACGUUGUGGCCCUUGGCUAACAUCACCAUCGAGAGCUGGUCCCUCCAAUCACCAGUUGCGGUGUGCUUCACUCAGCUGGAGAGGCCGGUGUACGUCAUCUACCAUGCCACAGCCACAUACAUGGAGCGAUGGGAUCUACAGUUCAUGGUUGUGUUCAAUGUACCACAAUCAUUGCAGUCUGGACCAAUCGUAGAGAUAUCCCACCACUCCAACAAACUGCAACACCCAGAAGACUUCACAGUUGAAUACACGAAUAUACUCAACUCCAUGCCCAAGUACUUCAACAUCGCGACAAUACUGUCUGUUAGAAAUAAUUAUGUGUUCUGA
Messenger RNA from Arctia plantaginis, 2739 nucleotides. Lineage: Eukaryota; Metazoa; Arthropoda; Insecta; Lepidoptera; Erebidae. The record is from the annotation of a GenBank genome assembly.